Musca vetustissima is the source of this 3090-nucleotide messenger RNA. RefSeq names its product atypical protein kinase C (gene aPKC). The transcript has 9 exons. The coding region runs from base 13 to 2910 and encodes 965 amino acids. Gene Ontology annotation, biological process: protein phosphorylation; establishment or maintenance of cell polarity. Lineage: Eukaryota; Metazoa; Arthropoda; Insecta; Diptera; Muscidae. Gene Ontology annotation, molecular function: protein serine/threonine kinase activity; protein binding; ATP binding. The record is from RefSeq and is a predicted model, not a curated record.
UUAAUAUACACCAUGGCUUGGGGUUACUGGAGCGCCACAACUGUAGACCGUGGACGGUCUCCCAGACGUAAUACGCAGACGACCCCAUUGCCAGUAAAUUUAGUUCAACAAGAAGAGGAACCUUGUGUGACGACAACUACGACCGCAAUUCAAUCUUCAACUACGACAAACUCAAAUACAUGUCCCAAUACACCAUCUGGCACCCAAGCUAGCCUAUGCUAUAGUCCCACUUGUCGCAGUCGCUGUAGCAGUCCAUGUCCUGGCAGUCCUUGUCCGGGGAGUCCUUGCGGGUCUAUUACCCCUCCGCCACCUCCCCAUCCUCUGACAUCGUCGCAGCAAUAUCUUCAUCAGCAUUCUAAUAAAAAUUGUCCAGCAGCGCAACAGGUCUUUACUGCCCAGGAUUAUCCUUCCAGACGUCAAUCAUUGGAUCGUUUGGAUAGUCCACAGUCGAAAUAUUUUGAUACCAUACAGGCGAACCAACUUUCGGAUAUAAUGUGCCGCGGGGCAGUUGUUUCGUCCAUCCAGUCGGCCAACAACACCCUCACUCGCGGUGUUUCCCUACACAGUCGUAGUGGAAGUGCCCAUGGCAGCAUUCAUGGCGGUGGCAGUCAUCACGGAAGUCACGGAACCAUGGGUCCGCCUGGCAGUGUUCAUGGUUCAAUGGGCUGUCUACAAGGCAGUACCGGGCAUUUGGUAAAUGUGGGUCAUUCGAACAGCGGUAGUGUGGGAAUGCUUGCCGGCGGAGCUGUUGACACUGGCGACUAUGACGUUCCCCAUCCACAUCCAUAUACACAUCACUAUAUGCAAACAUCGUCGUCAAUAACCCCACCCCAUUCUACAAUGAAUUUGAUUGGUUCCCGACCAGGUUCGGCAGGGCCGUGUACUGGCCACGAAUCUGGUUCCGAUUCUAGUCAAGGCUGCGGCGGGCAUAUUGGGCAUAUACAUAUGGCUGGUAUAGGUGGUAUCGGUGUCCACCACUCCCAUACAGGGGGCAGUGGUUCUCUGGGGCGUUGUUCCAGCCGCUGCCAUAAUACAACUACAACUACAGAUGAUUCUGGCGGCGGAAGUGGCGGUAGUGUUUUCGGCAGCGGCCCUUGUAUGGGCAUUGAUCACCAACCACAACAUCAGCAUCAUCACAUUGUUCGGCAUGGUAGCGCUGGCAGUGGCCUCAAUGGCUGUGGCAGUGUAGGAAGCGGAGGUCGCAAUAGUUCUCUCAGCACAAUUCACAACGGCCACGGUCAUCAUCAACAGUAUCAUCACGAAUGUAUCCACUAUGAACGACUACCCAUACCAGUCCCCAUACCCACUGUGCCAACGACACAUCACCAGCAACAACACUUGCAAUCGGAAGAGGAAAUUGAACCGGCAUAUGCAACAGUGUUUCCAAAUGUUCCAGCGGCCCCUGGUUUGUUAUGCGAUGGAGAAGACAGAAGCAUAUACCGUCGGGGCGCCCGUAGGUGGCGUAAACUAUAUCGUGUCAAUGGUCACAUAUUCCAGGCUAAACGUUUCAACAGACGUGCGUUCUGCGCCUAUUGUCAAGACAGAAUUUGGGGCCUGGGACGUCAAGGUUUCAAGUGCAUUCAAUGCAAGCUGUUGGUGCAUAAGAAGUGUCACAAAUUGGUGAAAAAACCCUGUUCCAAUGAACUUGUGGAACCGUUAGUUCCCAAAGGCUCUGAAGAAGACUUCGCAGAGCAAUUACCGAAAAUGGCUCCACCCAUUCCAGACUAUCCACCCAUGCACUCCGGAUUGGAAGAGUCACGCAUCUCGGAUCCAGAACAUUUGCCAUCAUCCUCUGGUAGUGGAGGAGGCGGGGGUCACAUGUCAUCUGGAAAAGAUCCUGUGGACAUGGGAUCGCAGCGUCAAUUUUCGUUGGACGACUUCGAGUUGAUACGUGUCAUUGGGCGCGGUAGUUAUGCUAAGGUAUUAAUGGUUGAAUUGAAAAAGACUCGGCGUAUUUAUGCCAUGAAAGUAAUAAAGAAGGCGUUGGUGACUGACGACGAAGACAUAGAUUGGGUCCAGACGGAAAAACAUGUCUUUGAGACGGCUUCGAAUCACCCAUUCCUUGUGGGUUUACAUUCGUGCUUCCAAACUCCUUCGCGUUUAUUCUUUGUCAUCGAAUUCGUUCGAGGUGGGGACCUCAUGUAUCACAUGCAACGACAGAGACGUUUACCGGAGGAACAUGCACGCUUUUAUGCUGCUGAAAUCAGUUUGGCUUUAAACUUCUUGCACGAGAAAGGAAUUAUAUAUCGCGAUUUGAAAUUGGACAAUGUUCUGUUGGACCACGAGGGUCACAUAAAGUUAACCGACUACGGAAUGUGUAAAGAGGGUAUACGCCCGGGUGAUACAACAUCCACAUUCUGUGGUACUCCCAACUACAUUGCGCCAGAAAUUUUGCGCGGAGAAGAUUAUGGAUUUUCAGUAGACUGGUGGGCUCUUGGUGUUUUGCUAUAUGAAAUGUUGGCUGGCCGCAGUCCCUUCGAUAUCGCAGGAGCUUCGGAAAAUCCUGAUCAGAAUACGGAGGAUUACCUCUUCCAAGUUAUUUUGGAGAAAACUAUACGUAUACCAAGGUCAUUGAGUGUCAAGGCGGCAUCCGUUCUCAAGGGUUUCCUUAACAAAAAUCCCGCUGACCGUUUGGGUUGUCAUAGGGAAACUGCGUUUAUGGAUAUUAAGAACCAUCCUUUCUUCAAAGUUAUUGAUUGGGAAAUGCUGGCAUACAAGCAAGUUACACCGCCAUUCAAACCACGUUUAGACUCAGAUCGUGAUUUGGCCAAUUUCCCACCUGAGUUUACAGGCGAAGCAGUACAAUUAACACCCGAUGACGACCGUGUCAUUGAUAAUAUCGAUCAAUCGGAAUUCGAAGGUUUCGAGUAUGUCAACCCUCUCCUUAUGUCUUUGGAAGAUGAAGUCUGACAUCACGAGUUUUGUGAUUUGCAUCCCUACAACAUGCGUCUUUAUGGCGAAGACUCCAGUGACUACGAUUCUGUUGCUGAUGAUUUAAGUUUAAUGCGUAUAAACGCCCCUAAUAACAAUUUAGCAACACAAUUGAAUAACUACAUCAACGAUCACCAACAACAAAUGCACCAACAUCAU